UCUUGAAAGUACUUUGCCAGGCCCUGUUGAAGACGGAAUAUGAAAGACAGACACAGCGUCAGUUCUCAAGGAGCGCGAUCAAGUGGGGAGAAGGCAGAGGGAGUAAAAAAUCACUGUGCCAGGGACAACGCAGCACACUGGCCGGAGCAACUCCGCUUCGCUGACCUGACGGCUUGCCGCCGACCGGCUCACCUUCCGCCGGGUGAGACUUGGGCCCCGGGGGUCCUCUGGCCACGGAGCCAGCCUGCGGGAGCCCGCCUCUCCCUCCAGAGCCGCGGCCAUGCAUUAAAAGUUACAACUGAGGCUGCCGCAGUGGCUGCCCUGCAACUGGCCGGCGCUGGGGCUGAGGAACCGAGCGCGUGGCUGCCCCGAGCCCCACGGUGACGACCUUGCUCCCUAAUGGCCUUUCCGUGCCCAAGCAACUUCUCUUGAGUUCCCCUUGGCUUUCUGGAAUGUCGUUCUUUUCCCCGGCCUCCACGCAUUUGCAGCGACUGCCCAGGAGUUCCAAUGAGCGGCAGUACUCAGGACUCGAGCAGAUAGAAAAGUACAGGAGACAUUUAAGGAUAGCACAAAGGACCGAGUCAUUGAGGAAGACGCAGCCACACGUAAACGUGCUCUGAUUUGGGGGAGCACAAGCCUUCAUACUUCACAUAGUCUCAUCUACCAGUUGCAUUCUUUAAAGGUACAUGGCUAGCACCUGGACACCGUCUGUACCUUACCCAGGAUUCUACAAUUUUCUCAUGGUGAAUUCUUGAUGGAUCUGACUCUUGGUUGCUGGCAACGCCUGGACGGGAGAAAUGGCUACUAUCAGACUUGGGUUUAGAAGGCAGAAUUUUUGUCUGUUCAAGAGGAGUUUUUUGCUGUUGAAACUCAUAGCUGUUGUCUUUGCCGUGCUUCUGUUUUGUGAAUUUUUAAUCUAUUACUUAGUAAUCUUUCGGUGUAAUUGGCCUGAGUUGAAAACUCCAGCCUAUGAUGGUGAACAAGAGACUCUUGAACCUGUGCUGAAAGCCAUGUUUUUGGCUGAUACCCACUUGCUUGGGGAAGUAAGAGGUCACUGGCUAGACAAAUUACGAAGGGAAUGGCAAAUGGAGAGAGCCUUCCAGACGGCCCUGUGGUUGUUGCAGCCGGAAGUUGUCUUCAUUCUAGGGGAUAUCUUUGAUGAAGGGAAGUGGAGCUCCUCCCAGGCCUGGGCUGAUGAUGUGGAGAGGUUUCAGAAAAUGUUCAGACACCCGCAUCACGUGCAGCUGAAGGUUGUUGCUGGUAACCAUGACAUUGGCUUCCACUAUCAGAUGAGCACAUACAGGAUAAAACGAUUUGAGAAAGUUUUCAACCCUGAAAGGCUGUUUUCAUGGAAAGGAAUUAAUUUUGUGAUGGUCAACAGCGUUGCACUGGAGGGAGACGGCUGCAACAUUUGCUCUGAAGCAGAAGCUGAACUCAUUGAAAUUUCUCACAAACUGAAUUGCUCCCGAGAGCAGGAACAUCACUCCAGCCAGUGUGGGGAUGGGCAGCCGCUGCCGAGGUCAGCCCCGGUCCUUCUGCAGCAUUUUCCGCUUUACCGGAGAAGUGAUGCUAACUGUACCGGGGAGGAUGCCGCACCUCCAGAAGAAAGGGGCACCCCCUUUAAGGAGAGAUAUGACGUGCUUUCUCGGGAGGCCUCACAAAAGCUGCUCUGGUGGCUCCAGCCACGUUUGGUCCUGAGUGGCCACACGCACAGCGCCUGCGAGGUGCUCCACGGGGCAGGAAUCUCCGAGCUCAGUGUGCCGUCUUUCAGUUGGAGGAACAGAAACAACCCCAGUUUCAUCAUGGGCAGCAUGACGCCCACAGAGUAUGCCCUCAGCAAGUGCUACCUUCCCUUCGAGAACACGGUUCUGAUCACAUAUUGUGGAGCAGCUGGGUUCCUUGUGGUCCUCAUAUUAGUUCACUUUGGGUUUCUAGACUUGCCUUUUCUUUUUGGUUGCCAGCUGCUCAGAAAAUUUAAGACAGUGUGAAGAGACUUUUUGCUUUUAGUAAUAAAUGUCAAAGCCAAAGAAACUGAACUUGGGGCAGUGCUCAUGUGGGAUGAGCUGUCUUUAUGCACUUCAUAGAAAUUCUAAAUGAUUGAUGCAAAUUACUGCAGAAUAAAUAGUUAAUUGUACUGUUCUCAUGCUAUAAAAAUGAAACAUUACGACAAGUCUGUUUUCUCAUUUUAUCAAAUAUAUGUAUAAUCAAAGAUUGUAUCUGUACAAUAUGUAAAUGCUAUUAAUGUCAUCACUUGCAUGCACUAGACAGUCCUUUCUUCACCAAGAUGGAGCCAGCAGCCCUGGAGGCACACUUGGGCUUAGGUGUACACAAACCAAACUUUGGGUUUGCUUUUUGUCCUCCUCCGAAGUUGUUCUCAAAUUCCUAAAUAUUAUAAAGCUGUACACAGCAAAUAAAUGUACAGAUGCUACAAGCAGGAAAAGUUUACACAGACUUUUGUACUUCUGUGCUAAAUUAAUGGAAUCAGAUUUUUAGAUAAGUGUAAUUUUCUCUCCACUAGACCAAGUUGUUAAAUCUGAAUUUAAUGCCUAUGGUCAAAAGGAACUUGAAAAAUGGACUAGGAAGUGGCUUUGGUAUUUAAAAAUAAAUAUAUCUUGAUAAUUUUAA
Molecule: messenger RNA, 2625 nt
Organism: Hipposideros armiger (great roundleaf bat)
Lineage: Eukaryota; Metazoa; Chordata; Mammalia; Chiroptera; Hipposideridae
Gene: MPPE1
Product: metallophosphoesterase 1
Exons: 11
Coding region: 798-1988 (396 amino acids)
Biological process (GO): GPI anchor biosynthetic process; endoplasmic reticulum to Golgi vesicle-mediated transport
Cellular component (GO): endoplasmic reticulum-Golgi intermediate compartment
Molecular function (GO): phosphoric diester hydrolase activity
Source: RefSeq, a predicted model, not a curated record